Cotesia congregata is the source of this 1332-nucleotide messenger RNA. Lineage: Eukaryota; Metazoa; Arthropoda; Insecta; Hymenoptera; Braconidae. The record is from the annotation of a GenBank genome assembly.
AUGGGUGAAGAUUUUAAUGGUGUGAAUGAAAAUUCGUUUACAGACAGAGAUCGUCAGGAUCGCGAUAAAGACAGAUCACGUGAACGAGAACGGGAUCGUGAUCGUGAGAGGAGGCACAAAUCAAGGAGCCGUGAUCGCAGAAAGCGGUCCAGGUCACGUUCCAAGGAUCGCAGAGAAAGAAAACGCAGCAAUUCGCCGAAAAAAAAUCGCAGUUCUCGCAGAAGAAAACCUUCGCUUUACUGGGAUGUACCACCACCUGGUUUUGAACACAUCACACCUCUUCAGUACAAGGCGAUGCAGGCAGCUGGACAGAUACCUGCUAAUAUCGUAGCAGACACGCCGCAAGCAGCUGUACCCGUUGUUGGAAGCACAAUAACCCGACAAGCAAGACGUCUCUACGUUGGUAACAUUCCUUUCGGUGUUACUGAGGAAGAAAUGAUGGAGUUUUUCAACCAACAAAUGCACCUUUCUGGUUUGGCCCAAGCUGCUGGUAAUCCAGUAUUAGCUUGUCAAAUUAAUUUAGAUAAGAAUUUUGCUUUUCUUGAGUUCCGUUCAAUCGAUGAAACCACUCAAGCAAUGGCUUUCGACGGGAUUAAUUUUAAAGGACAGAGUUUAAAAAUAAGGCGACCACAUGAUUACCAACCAAUGCCAGGAAUGACUGAUAAUCCUAGCAUGAACGUACCAGGUACGGUUCCGGAUUCCCCGCACAAGAUAUUCAUCGGUGGGUUACCCAACUACUUGAACGAGGAGCAGGUGAAGGAACUGCUGAUGAGUUUUGGUCAACUGAGGGCAUUCAACCUGGUGAAAGAUUCGGCGACGGGAUUGUCCAAAGGCUACGCGUUCUGCGAGUACGUUGAUGUGUCUAUGACAGACCAGGCUAUUGCUGGACUUAAUGGAAUGCAGUUGGGAGACAAAAAAUUGAUCGUCCAACGGGCUAGUGUCGGCGCUAAGAACCCGAUGAUUGGCACUCAGGCACCUGUUCAGAUUCAAGUACCUGGUUUAUCCAUGGUGGGAACUAGUGGACCUCCUACGGAAGUAUUGUGUCUACUGAAUAUGGUAACACCAGAAGAAUUAAUGGAGGAAGAAGAAUAUGAAGAUAUUCUUGAAGAUAUUAAAGAAGAGUGUACUAAAUACGGUGUUGUAAGAUCAGUCGAAAUACCUAGACCGAUUGAAGGUGUUGAUGUCCCUGGAUGUGGAAAGGUAUUCGUGGAAUUCAACAGUGUUAUUGAUUGCCAAAAAGCUCAACAAACAUUGACCGGACGUAAAUUUAACAAUCGCGUUGUUGUAACGUCCUACUUUGAUCCCGAUAAGUAUCAUCGACGUGAAUUUUAA